Xenopus tropicalis (tropical clawed frog) is the source of this 9819-nucleotide messenger RNA. It is a transcript of the gene mast2, whose product is annotated as microtubule associated serine/threonine kinase 2. NCBI's taxonomy places the organism in Eukaryota, Metazoa, Chordata, Amphibia, Anura, Pipidae. The record is from RefSeq and is a predicted model, not a curated record. Bases 553 to 6639 code for a protein of 2028 amino acids. Gene Ontology annotation, molecular function: kinase activity; ATP binding; transferase activity. Gene Ontology annotation, cellular component: cytoplasm. The transcript is spliced from 32 exons.
AGCAGAACAGCAUCAUUACAACCAAAUGGGCACCAGUGUCUAUCUGAGCUCGACAGGCACAACAUAUUGCUGGUUAUGUAACAUUACAAGAGGACUUGGAAUGCUCUGUAGCUGGGAGAAGUAAAGGACACCAGAGAGCGCUGAUUAACAGAGUGACAUCUGGCAACAGCCAAUGAGGAGCAAGUUCCCUCUCAACAACGCGUGCCGUAAUCUUUUUAGGAUGACUGACCGCAGUUUUUAAUGACGUAGCAUCACAAACUAUUUCUCACCACGAAGACACGCCCAUACUCGUCACUAUACACGCCCACAUCUGUCGCUGUGGCUGCUUGCAGCGGCGGGUUUGACAGGAGAGAUCGGAUGUAGUUCCGGCUGGCGGGCGGCGCACUGAUCGCUGCGGCCGGAGGUUGCGAAGGGGUCGCAAACUGCAUUGGUGCCUAUGGGGUUGGUGCAGCGGUGAAACCGGCAUGUAAGAGCUUACGCUUCUAUGAAGGGUCGGGGAGACAUGGUACAAGUAUCAUUUGAGAACCCUGGCUGAUCGCCUUGAUUAGAGACAUGAAGCGAACUCGGGGGAACGCAGAGAAACCGCAGCCCACGUCGGGCACAGAGGAAGCCCGGGCUGCCCCUGUGUUACGUAGGAGAACAGCUGGACCAGAGGAGAGAGCGGCCAGCCGGGACCAGGAUACAGUUCCCCCUCCUGCUCCACUGCUGUUCAGAAAACUGAGCAAUCCUGAUCUGUAUUCAUCUACAGGGAAGGCAAAACUGCAUCGUCAGCUAAGCCAGGAUGAUUGCAAGCUUCGCAGAGGAAGUUUAGCCAGUUCCCUAGCAGGUAAGCAACUUCUGCCACUGUCUAACAGUGUUCACAGUGGUGUUGGUCAGCUGACAACAUGGCAGCCAUCAGCAGAGACAUCCAAUCUGGUCCGAAUGAGAAACCAGUCUCUUGGCCAGUCAGCGCCUUCCCUUACAGCUGGAUUGAAGGAGCUGAGCCUCCCUAGAAGAGGAAGUUUAAUCUUCUCCCCUUUGCACGCUCACUGCCGAGGAAACGAUGUGCAUCAGUGCGCGCUUUCUCCUUCAUCUGCUCCAAACCUUCAGCACUUAAAAAUACCAUUUAGUGCCGACUGCACACUCGACACAUCUCCACUUGCUUUUUUCUGCAGUCCGCAACCACAGAGUAAUCCAGGUAGUCCAUGUUACAGCACACCACUGCAGUGGAGCUGUCGUUCUAGUAAUCGAAAGAGCCUGAUUGUAGCUUCCAGCACAUCUCCAACUUUACCUCGGCCUCACUCUCCUCUCCAUGGACAUACAGGUAACAGCCCACUCGACAGUCCACGUAACUUCUCUCCAAAUGCCGCCGCUCACUUUUCAUUUGUUCCCGCUCGAAGGACGGAUGGACGCCGUUGGUCGCUGGCAUCUCUACCUUCUUCCGGAUAUGGAACGAACACUCCUAGUUCCACAGUUUCAUCAUCAUGCUCAUCCCAGGAAAAGCUGCACCAGCUGCCAUUUCAGCCAACAGCAGAUGAGCUUCAUUUCCUGACCAAACACUUCAGCACAGAGAGCAUCACUGAUGAGGAGGGGCGCCACUCACCAGCCAUGCGUCCUCGAUCUCGCAGCCUCAGCCCUGGACGUUGUCCCAUUUCAUAUGAUGGGGAAAUAGUAAUGAUGAAUCAUGUUUACAAAGAACGAUUUCCGAAGGCAACAGCGCAGAUGGAAGAAAGACUGGCAGAUUUCAUCAUCUCCAAUUCUCCAGAGAAUGUGCUGCCAUUAGCAGACGGUGUCCUGAGCUUCAUUCAUCAUCAAGUGAUUGAACUUGCACGUGACUGCCUGAGCAAAUCACGAGAUGGACUGAUCACCUCCCGCUACUUUUAUGAGCUUCAGGAGAACUUAGAGAAGUUGCUUCAAAAUGCCCACGAGCGGUCAGAGAGCUCAGAGGUAGCAUUUGUUACUCAGCUGGUCAAAAAGCUUAUGAUCAUCAUUGCACGCCCUGCCCGACUCCUGGAGUGUUUGGAAUUUAAUCCAGAAGAAUUCUAUCAUCUGUUAGAAGCUGCUGAAGGCCAUGCCAAAGAAGGAGAAGGAAUUAAGUCAGAUAUUCCCCGCUACAUCAUCAGCCAGCUGGGGCUCACUCGAGAUCCCUUGGAGGAAAUGGCCCAGUUGAAUAGUUAUGACAGCAGUAAUGCAGAUACUCCAGAGACUGACGAUUGUGUUGAGGGUCGCAGUGGUGCUGCUUUAAUUCAACCAAAGAAAACUCCAUCAGAAGAGCAGUUUGAGAACAUUAAACUAAUAAGCAAUGGAGCUUAUGGAGCUGUGCAUUUAGUACGACACAAGGAGACACGGCAACGAUUUGCAAUGAAGAAGAUCAACAAGCAAAAUUUAAUCCUCAGGAACCAGAUCCAACAAGCCUUUGUGGAGAGGGAUAUUCUUACCUUUGCUGAAAACCCAUUUGUGGUCAGCAUGUUUUGUUCUUUUGAGACGAAGAGGCACCUAUGUAUGGUCAUGGAAUAUGUGGAAGGAGGAGAUUGUGCCACACUUCUGAAAAGUAUUGGUGCCCUUCCAGUUGAUAUGGCUAGAAUGUAUUUUGCAGAGACUGUGCUAGCACUAGAGUACCUUCAUAAUUAUGGAAUUGUCCACCGAGAUCUCAAACCAGAUAACCUCCUAAUUACCUCAAUGGGGCACAUCAAGCUUACAGAUUUUGGUCUCUCUAAAAUUGGGCUCAUGAGUCUAACCACAAACCUUUAUGAAGGCCAUAUUGAAAAGGACACAAGAGAAUUCUUGGAUAAACAGGUGUGUGGGACCCCAGAGUACAUUGCUCCAGAAGUUAUUCUGAGGCAAGGAUAUGGGAAACCUGUUGACUGGUGGGCUAUGGGUGUCAUUCUAUAUGAGUUUUUAGUUGGUUGCGUUCCUUUCUUUGGUGAUACACCCGAAGAAUUGUUUGGACAAGUCAUCAGCGAUGAAAUUGCCUGGCCAGAUGGAGAUGAUGCUUUGCCUGCAGAUGCUCAAGAUCUGAUAUCCAGACUUCUCCGACAAAACCCCUUGGAGAGACUAGGAACAGGUAGCGCAAUUGAGGUUAAACAGCAUCGCUUCUUUAAGGAUUUGGAUUGGAAUGGUUUGCUGCGGCAGAAAGCUGAGUUUAUUCCCCAGCUAGAAUCUGAAGAUGACACCAGCUAUUUUGACACCCGAUCUGAAAGAUACCAGCACAUGGAUUCUGAAGAGGAGGAAGACACAAAUGAUGAAGAUCGAGUAGAGAUCAGACAGUUUUCAUCAUGUUCGCCUCGAUUUAGUAAGGUUUAUAGCAGCAUGGAGCGCCUUUCCAUUCAUGAAGAAAGAACUCCUCCACCCACUAAACGCAGCCUGAGUGAGGAAAAAGAAGACAAGUUGGAUGGACUGGGUGGGUUGAAGAACAGAGACCGGGGCUGGGUCAUCGGAUCCCCCGAAAUCCUUCGCAAGCGCCUGUCUGCAUCUGAGUCUUCUCACACAGAAAGUGACUCCAGCCCACCCCUUACAGUCAGAAGGCGAUGUUCUGCGCUGGUUGAUAUGCCUCGCUUUGCCAUCUCCACAGAAGAAGAAUUGCACUUACAGAGGAAGCUAAGCCAGUCUCAGCAGGAUGCCUUAGCAAGCCCAUCGUCUCUCCAAAAAGAUGGCAACCCCCUCCCUAUCCUAGAGCAGCCAGUGGAAAGGGAACUGAAACUAGAUGAUGAAUUGGUGCCAUCUACACCUUCUUCUACAAUAAGCAAUAUUAGCAGCUCAACCACACUGACUGCUGGCAGCAACGCUGACUUCUCAGACAACAACAUCGGCAUAGACGUUUCUGAAUUUGCCAGUCCUAAAGCCAUCAGUGACUUAGCUGUAAGAAGAGCACGCCAUAGGCUUCUAUCUGGGGAUUCUGGCGAAAAACGCCCCUCCAGACCAGUCAAUAAAGUGAUCAAGUCAGCCUCGGCCACUGCCCUGUCACUCAUGAUCCCCUCUGAUUACCAUACUUAUUCACCUUUGGCCAGCCCUAUGUCGCCACAUUCGUUAUCCUCAAACCCAUCCUCACGUGACUCUUCGCCAAGCCGAGAUUUUUUCCCAGCUAUCUCCCAUCUCAAACCACCAAUCAUCAUACAUCGGGCAGGAAAGAAAUAUGGCUUCACUCUGCGAGCCAUUCGUGUCUACAUGGGAGAAAGUGAUGUCUACACUGUCCAUCACAUGGUGUGGCAUGUCGAAGAAGAUGGUCCAGCUCAUGAUGCUGGGCUCCGAGAAGGUGAUUUGAUCACUCAUGUCAAUGGAGAACCUGUCCAUGGGCUAGUGCACACCGAAGUUGUGGAACUCAUCCUGAAGAGUGGAAACAAAGUUUCCAUAUCCACUACUCCAUUUGAGAACACUUCAAUCAAAGUUGGCCCAGCACGGAAAGCUAGCUACAAGUCAAAAAUGGCUCGCCGGAAUAAGAAGAGCAAACCAAAGGAUGGGCAGGAAAGCAAGAAAAAGUGUUCUUUAUUCCGGAAGAUAACGAAGCAAGCAUCACUACUUCACACCAGUCGCAGCCUGUCCUCUCUCAACCGUUCCCUGUCCUCUGGAGAAAGUGUGCCAGGUUCUCCCACCCAUGUACUGUCCCCUCGUUCUCCUACACAGACUUACAGAUCUACUCCAGACUCGACACACUCAGUUGGUGGUAAUUCUUCUCAAAGCAGCUCUCCAAGCUCCAGUGUUCCUAACUCUCCAGCCAGUUCUGGGCAUAUACGACCUAGUUCCUUGCAUGGGCUGGCUCCAAAGCUACAAAGGCAAUACAGGUCUCCUCGUCGCAAAUCUGCAGGGAAUAUACCACUUUCACCUUUGGCACAUACGCCCUCGCCAACAUCUCAAUCCACCUCUCCACAACGUUCACCUUCACCUCUUCCAGGACACACUCUUGGAAACUGCAACAUUCUGCAGUCUUUUCCGGUCAAAUUGCACUCUUCUCCACCACUUGUGAGGCAAAUAUCAAGGCCAAAAAGUGCUGAGCCACCACGAUCUCCUUUGCUGAAAAGGGUACAAUCUGCAGAAAAGUUAUCUGGUUCGUUAUCCUCUGAGAAAAAGCUGGCUUCUUCUCGGAAGCACAGUCUGGAUAUCUCACACUCAGAUUUCAAAAAAGAGAUAAUGCAUCGUGACUUAAGUUUGCAGUGCUUGCCAGAGUCUAUGAGUGAGAACACUGGUGGCAAAGUAGGGCUGGCAGAAAAAGGGACUCUGCAGAAACCUUCAAGGAAACUUGGUGCUAUUCGUCACGAUAGGGUUGAAAGAAGGGAGUCACUUCAAAAACAGGAGGCUAUUCGUGAGGUGGAUUCUUCUGAGGAUGAAACUGAUGAAGGCUCAGAGGACAGCCAGGAUGGGAGGCGGUUAGAGAGAGCUUCAUUUAGAAAUGAAAAAGUUUCUGCUUCAGCAAUCAGCAGUGGAAGAGAUUCCUGCCAAAAGCAGAGCAAGAGUAGCACCGAGGAUGAUUCUUUCCUUCUUCCAGACUACAGAAGAAAGAGUGAGGUGAAAGAAACUGCUGGUAGGAAAGUUAUUGAUGUCACAUUGCAAAAUACCCCUGACCAAUCUGGGAUUCGGUCCUUUUGUAGUCCAAACCUUCCCCCUGAUACUUGCCUGAUACCUGCUGCAGAAAUCAAUAUGCUAAAACAACAAAACAUUUUAAAACGUGAGGUAAAUGCUAUGCAAAUACAAGGUAAACCACUCCAAGAAUCAAACCAACAAAGUACAGGCACUGAUAGGAAGAACACUCAGAAUAUUGUGGUGCAAAAAGAAGCAGACUCCUCCUCAGAUCCACAUCUAUGUCAGUCAAGCAAAAGUAGCUGUGUUAGCAUUGAAGCUCAUUUAGAGGUGCCUAAUUGUAAAGAGACUCUUCCUGAAGAUGGCUCUAAAGAGUCUGCACUUUCUCUUUCCUCAUCUUGCCUAAAGACCACUUCAAAUUCUGUUGCAGUACACUGCUCUGCAGGAGAUACAUGUUCAACUACCAGUACUGCAUCAGAUGCUUAUGUGCAAUAUUUGCCUGUUGUAAAUGAGCAAGGGCAGCAGGAACCUGCUGAAAAGCAAAGCACUUUAAAGGGUAUGAACAACUCUGUUUCCACAGAAGCAACCUUGUCUCGAAAAGUGGGUACAGUUUCCUCAACCAACCCUGUGUCCAGUGAGAAAAAACCAUUGGUCGCUCAUAUUGCAACCAUGGCUAAAAGUGUCUUGGGACCAGUAAAGCUUAGCAUGCCGGGAUCAAAAGGUUCAGAUGACCAUAUAAACAAAAAGGAGAAAAAUUCAAGGCAAAAGAAAUCUGAGCUUUCCAGAUCUGAAUCAAUGCAGGAGAGCAUUAGAGAGUUGUCUACAGACACAGGUUUCAGGACAUGCACCUCCCUAAAUGAGUGCACUCUAUCUGCUGUCUCUAAGCAACAAGACUGGACUUCUGGACUUUCUAAUAAGUCAGAACGACUAAGAGUAUUUGAUGUUUUAGACCCUAGAAAAAUUCCUCCAUCAAAGGACCAGCCACCACCUGCAGAUAGAUACAUGGUGAAAUCUCCAUCACUCAGCGAGGUCAGCAAAAAACUAAAGAAAGAGGAAACUGUGACUCAAGGGACAAGCAAAGUGAUUGGUAGUCACUCCCACACACAGGAUGGUCCAUCAUUACAUGCAGAUAACAAAAGAAACACAUAGCAGUAUGUAAAUUUGGACUUUUGUUGGCAGCCCCUGCAUGUUAUACACUAGCAUAACUAUGUAUCGUUUUCAUGCCUUUGUUUUUGUUUGUUUUGUUUUCAUGUUGCAUUGUUUCCCAUACAUUUAUCCUCAAAAUUAGUUAAGAACUCAUUUCUUUGUAAUAUAUUGCAUGCCCCCACACUAUUAUUUGGGGGUGCUGUAGAUAUGUUGGUGGAACAGGGUAUCUUAAAAGGCAGGGGUAUUGUACCCAUGCUCAGUAGGAUAUUGGUGUAGAAUUAUGUAAAAUGGAUGUAUUUUGGAUACAGCCCUUACAUCUGUUAGAUACACAUAUGAUUUCACUGGCUUUCCAUUGCUAAAAGCAAGAUUAUAUUUUAUACUUUUCUGGUAUUAGGAAAUUAUUUUUUUAAUUUCUUUAAAGACAGCCUAACCCCUUAGAAGGCAUAUGAAGCAGUCUGGCUUGUUUGUAUAUAUAUGUAUAUGUAGGUUUGAGAAACUGGAAGCCUAAAGUACAUCAUAUCUACAAGAAAAGUAAGACCUCUGAAUACAAAGUAUGCUUUGUUGCCAUAAUGUUAAGUAGCAGCAAGAGAUCGGGAUAGAUAGGAGCUGAAAGCAAGCAGCGCAUUGUCGUACAGUGCUGGGGAAUUUGGCCAGAAUGAAGCUGACAAGCUUUUGGCAAACACUUGGUUUUGAAACUACAGACCCCCAGCAUUGACCCUGUUUAGGGUUACCUGUAUCUGUACAAGAGCACAGACAAUGAAGUGAGUAAGUAUAUUGGAAUGGAGAAGGUAGAAAACGUGAUACAGUUCUCAGAAACACAUUAAUUUGUUUCCAUGGUGCUCUUUUAAUGACCUCUCUAAUAUAGAUUUUAUUUUCUUUCAACUCAUUCUUUUCUAUUGGUCUUUUCUGGUAAGACACCAUGCAAAUUCCGUAAUCAUAGGUUCAUCACUGAGGAUUCUGUAUUCGUUCUCCAUUUUAAAAUCAGUCCAUAACUGAAACAUGGUAGAAUGGUAAGCUGUAGCUUACAGGAGAAGCUUAAAGGGGACGUGAACCCAAAAAUAACAUUUGAGAUAAUGAAAGUAAAUAUAAAUGAACAAUUUCCGAUGAUUAAAGCUAUUUGUAUAUGUCAAUAUAUUGAAAGCACUAUCUGGCCACUGCCAUUUCCUGCACUGCUGGAUCUGAUCAUGAAACAAUAUAUCCGUACUCAGCUCCCAUUCAGUUCUCACAAUGCCUUGCAUAUACUGUGAUUAACAGUGGGCAAGGAAUUGUGGCACUGACUGAGCAACAUUGCUUCACUUGUUUUAAUGUAUAUUUAGUCAGAUCCAGGCAUGGCAUGUAAUACCAGUUGCAUUUACAAAUAUUUAAUACUGCCAGUCUGACAUGAUUAAAUAAAGGGGUUUCCUGAGCAGGAACAGCAUACAAGUCCCGAUUGGGGGCCAAGAAGUAGAAAAAGGAGGCCCCGUUCUCUUGUGUGGACCUUAAUUAAUAGCAAUUUGGUAAUAGCUGAAUAAAACAAAGAGUUCAAACUGAACCGUGGAACAAAUAUUAACCCUGAAAGUGAUUCACAACUUUUUAAAAAUAUUAAUUCCUAAAUGUAUAUAGUUUUCCUAGUACUACAUUUUAAAAAUAGUUAUACCAGUUAUAAAUCCUGUGUGAACUGCAGGGUAAAAAAUUGUGUGUUGAAUUUGAAUAGAAUAGUGCUGGAUGUCCCUGUAGAUCUGAAGGCAUAAUGAUAGGACAGCAACAACACAGGUUCUCCCAUUAUUAUAUUUUAAUAUAUAAUAAACCUAAUGCAUGUUUACAGUUUUGUAGAACUUCUAAGUAUUCAGUGUACGAACAGAGCAAAAGAUGGUAUAACUGUGUAAUAAAGAGGUGACAUUAAGGGAAAAUCCAAGAAAGUCAGAAAAAUGUAGCUAGUUUCAUGGCCAGCAAAACAUGGAUCAUUUGAAUUCUAGAAGGUCUGUUUUCCAAAAAAAAAAAAAAAAAGUCACGCGUAUAUAUUAAUAUUUAUAUUUUUGAGAGCAAAAUAUCAUUGACAUACUCAGCAGUUCCACUCAGGGAAACUUCAUACCUGCAACCCCAGCCCAGUACCAAUGAACUACAUGGCGCCUGCACUUGCAAACCAUUACUGAGAGUAUUCGUGGCGAAACUGAGAAGCUACUAACGUCCUACAGGCUGUACAAUGGCAAUAAUUACCCUUGUGACUUCUAGCAGCAUAGAUUAUAGCGGCACUACAUGAACGCUUCCUCCUUUGCUCUGCUCUAGAAGACACACAUGUUCUGCCCCAGCCUUCAGCUGUUACAUAGGUGUGGCCAUUGAAAUGAUUUCUAGGUUUUAGUGAAAGGUAUCUUUAGCUAUCGUCUUUGCUUUCAUUUAAAGGUUGUAGCCUUAAAAUGCACAAAAUUUAAACUUCAAAUGAAUCGUGUAUAUGACAUGGUUAUCUAAAAUGAGUAUAAUGGUUGCAAUUUCAGCGCAAGGCAAUGCUCUUUGCAGGAGCCCCAUUAGUGAAUAAUUACCGCUACUUUCAUUUUCUUCCAGUGGAAACAAUGGUCACUCCUUGCUUCUGUCCCGUUUUCCCAAUCCCCAUGGUUUCAUCCUACUUGUCUCUCCCCAUAAGCAGUCUGAGUUGGGUUUUGGAUGCCUUGAAAUACAUUUCUGGACCAACCUCUGACAUUUCAUUGUUUUUCUGCAAUGGCAGCAAAAAAAAUAUCCAGUUUACUGCAACAGUGUGUACGUUUACUGUGAAUCUGCUGCACACACUGUUUGGAACAGAUUUUAGGAGAUAUCUAUAUACAUCCUUGCAACCUCGAUCCUACAGUGUGCUCAGCGUUUCUAUGAUGUCUUGUUAAGGUACUUUUUUAUAUUUUGAGAUGUAUUAGCUAGAUAAAGCACUCGCAAGUGCAGCGAUAACUUGUGGAAUUGAAUGGUAGCUGUGUGGGUUUCUCCGUUUUUCUUUUUUUUUUUUUUUUAAAUUUAAAAAACAAAAAAACUAAAGAGCCAAAAGAGCUAUUCUUUAUGUUUCAUUAAAAAUGGAGCAUAUGUAUGGGAAUCAUGGGCUAGAGAUCCGAUCCUGUUAGACUGGUGAUACUGAUGGAAUAUGAAUUCUCAUAAGUGCAAAAUAAUUUGUUGUGGUACCCACAAUCUUACCCACAGCAUUCAAUAAAAAAUAUUUUGCUUCUGUGA